GGCGGGCGCCUCGGUCCCGGCUGCUGCGGACCCGGAGCACACGGAGGCGGCCGGCUGCGGCGGCUCAGGCGGCGCGACGCGGAGCGGGAGGACGGAGGGGCGGCCGGCGCACAGCUGCCCACCAUGAAGCCCCCAGCAGCCUGUGUAGGAGAUGCCCUGGACACAGCGGCCCCGUGCUCCGUGGUGAACUACCUGAGAUGGGACCUGAGCGCCCAGCAAAUAGAGGAGCUCACUGUGGAGCUCAUCGAGCAGACUAAGCGUGUGUAUGACCAGGUGGGCUCCCAGAAGUUUGAAGACGUGUCCUAUGAGAGUACCCUCAAGGCGCUGGCCGAUGUGGAGGUGUCCUACACAGUUCAGAGGAACAUCCUGGACUUCCCGCAGCACGUUUCUCCAUCCAAGGACAUUCGGACGGCCAGCACAGAGGCGGACAAAAAGCUGUCUGAGUUUGACGUGGAGAUGAGCAUGAGGCAGGAUGUGUACCAGAGGAUUGUCUGGCUGCAGGAGAAAGUUCAGAAGGACUCGUUGAGGCCGGAGGCCCUGCGGUACCUGGAGCGACUGGUCAAGCUGGGCAGAAGGAACGGCCUACAUCUACCUGAGGACACUCAACAGAAAAUCAAGAGCAUUAAGAAGAAGCUGAGUCUUCUGUGCAUCGACUUCAACAAGAACUUGAACGAGGACACGACCUUCCUGCCACUCACGCGAGAGGAGCUGGGAGGGCUCCCGGAGGACUUUCUGAACUCGCUGGAGAAGGCUGGGGAUGACAAGUUGAAAGUCACUCUCAAGUACCCACAUUAUUUUCCUCUCCUGAAGAAGUGCCACGUGCCCGAGACCAGGAGGAAGGUGGAGGAGGCCUUCAACUGCCGGUGCAAGCAGGAGAAUUGUGCGAUCCUCAGAGAGCUGGUGACCCUCCGGGCCCAGAAGUCCAGCCUGCUGGGGUUUAGCACACACGCCGAUUACGUCCUGGAGAUGAACAUGGCUAAGAGCAGCCAGGUGGUGGCCACUUUCCUAGAUGAGCUGGCCCAGAAGCUGAAGCCCCUUGGGGAGCAGGAGCGCGCCGUGAUCCUGGAGCUGAAGAAGGCCGAGUGCGAGAAGCGGGGCCUGGACUUCGACGGGCGCAUCAAUGCCUGGGACAUGCGCUACUACAUGAACCAGGUGGAGGAGACCCGCUACAGCGUGGACCAGAACCUGCUCAAGGAGUACUUCCCCAUGCAGGUGGUCACCCAGGGCUUGCUCAGCAUCUACCAGGAGCUGCUGGGGCUGACCUUCGACCUGGAGGAGGGCGCCACCGUGUGGCACGAGGACGUGAAGCUCUACUCCGUGAGGGACUCGGCGUCGGGGAGGGUCAUCGGGAAGUUCUACCUGGACCUCUACCCGCGGGAAGGGAAGUACGGGCACGCGGCCUGCUUUGGCUUGCAGCCCGGCUGCCUGCGGCAGGACGGGAGCCGCCAGAUUGCCAUCGCGGCCAUGGUGGCCAACUUCACCAAGCCUACCCCGGACGCCCCCUCCCUGCUGCAGCACGACGAGGUGGAGACCUACUUCCACGAGUUUGGGCACGUGAUGCACCAGCUGUGCUCUCAGGCGGAGUUUGCCAUGUUUAGCGGGACGCACGUGGAGCGGGACUUCGUGGAAGCACCUUCCCAGAUGCUGGAGAACUGGGUGUGGGAGAAGGAGCCGCUGCUCAGGAUGUCCCAGCACUACAGGAUGGGCAGCGCCAUCCCCCAGGAGCUGCUCGAGAAGCUCAUCAAGUCCCGGCAGGCCAACACAGGUCUCUUCAACCUGCGCCAGAUCGUACUGGCCAAGGUGGAUCAGGCCCUGCACACGCAGACGGCUGCCGACCCGGCUGAGGAGUAUGCCCGCCUCUGCCAGGAGAUCCUUGGGGUCCCUGCCACGCCAGGGACCAACAUGCCUGCGACCUUUGGCCACCUGGCCGGUGGCUACGACGCCCAGUACUACGGCUACCUGUGGAGUGAGGUGUACUCCAUGGACAUGUUCCACACACGCUUCAAGCAGGAGGGCAUCCUGAACGGCAAGCAGGUCGGCAUGGACUACAGACGCUGCAUCCUGAGACCCGGCGGCUCCCAGGAUGCCAGCGUCAUGCUGAAGCUCUUCCUGGGCCGAGACCCCAAGCAGGAUGCCUUCCUCCUGAGCAAGGGGCUGCAGGUGGACAGCAGCGAGCCACCGGCCUGCUGACGCACCAGGGCUCUGCUGGCCCCGGGCCACGGGCUCAGCCCCACCCCAGCUCCUGCUGCCCUGUUGCCUUAGCUCCCAGUCGGGAAACGGGGUGGCCUGCCGCUCAGGGUGGGCGGGUGGGGGCAGGGUGAGGAGACGGGCUCUUCGUCCUCCCUGUCCGUUCCUCGUGUCUGGUCUCUACAGGCCCCCGUCGGUGGCCAGCCUGGGCUGAUGGGGCCUUGUCCUCGAGAUGCCCGGAGAACUCUGUGUUCAGUCAUGCCCGCCAAUUUGUUGCACUAAUCCAUCCCCUUCCUGGGAAGUUUUCUGAGUGAAAAGAUGGUGGUUCUUUGAAAUGCAGCCAUUAAAAAAAAAAAAAAAAAAAAAAAGGAAAGAGAGA
This is a messenger RNA of Canis lupus familiaris (dog), 2566 nucleotides long. It is a transcript of the gene THOP1, whose product is annotated as thimet oligopeptidase 1. Gene Ontology annotation, cellular component: mitochondrial intermembrane space. The coding region runs from base 124 to 2190 and encodes 688 amino acids. Gene Ontology annotation, molecular function: metalloendopeptidase activity. Gene Ontology annotation, biological process: proteolysis; peptide metabolic process. Lineage: Eukaryota; Metazoa; Chordata; Mammalia; Carnivora; Canidae. The record is from RefSeq and is a predicted model, not a curated record. The transcript is spliced from 13 exons.